AUGUCCUUCUCCAAGUGCUGCAUCCAAGGCUUCUCCUGGCAAGGCACACCCACCGGCCGCACCGACAAACUCUCCAACAACGACGUCUACAUCACGGGGGAUAACCCAGACGUGGCGAUCCUGUUCAUCGCCGACCUCUUCGGCUGGACAUUCCCCAAUGUCCGUCUCCUUGCAGACCACUUCGCCCGCGAAGUUGGCGCAACUGUCUUCGUGCCGGACUUUUUCGGCGGGGAGGUCCUAGACUUCGACCUCAUUUCCGCGGAGAAGUUCGACCAAAUCGAUCUACCGGGUUUCUUUAAACGAAAUGGCAGAGAGCAGCGCGAGCCGGAGAUCUUCGCCUCUGCACGUGCUCUGAAGCAGGAACUUGGGUAUAAGAAAGUCGGCGUGGUGGGUUAUUGCUAUGGUGGAUGGGCGUCGUUUCGCCUAGCUGCAAAGGAACAUGCAUCUGCGCCGUUGGUGGAUUGUAUCGCCGUCGGUCAUCCGUCUCUGCUUACGAGAAAGGAUAUCGAUGAAGUGGAUGUCCCUGUGCAGAUGCUUGCGCCGGAGAUUGAUCAGGUGUAUCCCGUGGAGCUGAAAGUAUAUACGUUUGAGACCCUGCAGCGCUUGAAUGUGCCAUUCGACUAUCAGCAUUUCCCAGGAGUCGUGCAUGCCUGUUUUAUUCGCGGUGAUGAGAAUAAGCCUGGGGAGAGGGCGGCGAUGGAGAGAGGAAAGAACGCGGUUGUUGGGUGGUUCAGACACCUCUUGAAGGAUGCUUGA
Molecule: messenger RNA, 756 nt
Organism: Aspergillus pseudonomiae
Lineage: Eukaryota; Fungi; Ascomycota; Eurotiomycetes; Eurotiales; Aspergillaceae
Product: dienelactone hydrolase family protein
Exons: 1
Coding region: 1-756 (251 amino acids)
Molecular function (GO): hydrolase activity
Source: RefSeq, a predicted model, not a curated record